This is a messenger RNA of Gigantopelta aegis, 517 nucleotides long. RefSeq lists its product as uncharacterized. Bases 80 to 430 code for a protein of 116 amino acids. The record is from RefSeq and is a predicted model, not a curated record. The transcript is spliced from 5 exons. Lineage: Eukaryota; Metazoa; Mollusca; Gastropoda; Neomphalida; Peltospiridae.
GUACACUUUGAGGAGUUUCCAUUUCCAAGGCAUCAAGCCAACUGCUCAUUUCAGCUUGGACAUAUUCAUACUUUUUCAGAUGAGGAUUUCUCUAGUCCUGGCUGUUCUGCUCGUGAUGGCCGUGUGCGGUACUGAUGCCUGGGGACGUUUCAGAUUGCGUAGGAUAGUUCGUCCAAUCUGGCGGGUAGUCAAGCCACUCGCAAAGGAAACAGCAAAAUGCUACGCCUCGAAAUAUGUUAAAGGAAAAGCAUUGUCCGUGCUUGGCAAAAGAAGUGCGGAUGACUUGGAUACAAAUAUGGAUGGUGUACUAGACGAGGAGGAAAUCGAGUCGAUACUAAAUACCAGAGAGGCAGAGGAAUUUCUCAGAUUCGCUGACGGUAACGAUGAAAUCGACCUUGAAGAAUUACACCAAUUAAUGGAUGAAGCGUAAAGUAAAAUAGAAAGUUCAUUGGCGCAAUUCAGAGAUCGUUGAAUCUACAAAGUUAUUUUACUCUAAUAAAGCUGAGUAUAACUCAAA